Messenger RNA from Mizuhopecten yessoensis (Yesso scallop), 6743 nucleotides. Its product is annotated as SCO-spondin-like. Bases 59 to 5341 code for a protein of 1760 amino acids. The transcript has 30 exons. Gene Ontology annotation, cellular component: membrane. Lineage: Eukaryota; Metazoa; Mollusca; Bivalvia; Pectinida; Pectinidae. The record is from RefSeq and is a predicted model, not a curated record.
ACGGACGUAAGAAACAGUUAUUGAGUAUAUAGAGAGAACAUCCGAACGACCCCGUGCGAUGAUACCGAGACCUAUACUACUAAGUCUCCUGGUGUCCGUCUGUCUUGGGACAGUGUCAACUACGUCGCAGUAUGGCGUUAUUAAGGCAAAAUUUACUCGGAACAACGAACUGUCCUUCCCAGGGAAGGUGUUUGAGAACCAUGUCAUCAAACAGUUUAGUACCAAGUACCAGGUGACGCACUGUGCCAUGGAGUGUUUCCUCAACGUCCGGUGCCAAUCUUUUAACUUUGACGCCAGUAUCCGGUCGUGUCAACUGAACGACGCGUCCCAAAUCGAUUACCCCGAAGACUUGAAGAACACGAGUACGCCCACGGCGGAGUAUCACCUCCGAAACGCCUUCUCUUUGGACUCCAAAGCUGUGGGUCCAUGCGGAAAUUUCCCAUGUCAGAAUGGCGGCCGCUGUCUUGAUACCCAAACCAUCAACGGGGAAAGGACGUAUUUGUGUAUUUGUGCUGACGAAUGGACAGGAACCAACUGUGACGUCAAAGCUCACACUAUAGAAUGGUCUGAUUGGUCCGAUUGGGGCACGUGCUCAGCCACGUGCGGAAAUAGCAGACGACACCGUACCCGCCAAUGCAUGGACAAGGAGACCGAUAAGUCCGUCGACGCCCGGUUAUGUUAUGGGCCUGAAGAAGACUUCGACUUUUGUCCCUUUAAGGAAUGCCCAAUGUGGGACAACUGGGGAGAAUGGAAUACAUGCUCCACCAACCAUUCAUGUGGGCAUGGCACAAAGGAAAGGUCAAGGACGUGCUUACACAAUGGGGUACCAGGCGUGGAUCGGUACUGUAAAGGGGACACAGUCCAGUAUGGUACUUGUGAGGGUAUCGUUUGUCAAAGUGCUGUGCGGCUUGUUAAUGGCCCCGAAUUCGGUGAGGGCCGCGUGGAGAUGUGGAACUCGAAGACCCGGAUGUUCUAUCCCAUUUGUGAAGAGAACUGGAAUAUGACGUCAGCUGAAAUAGUUUGCAGACAGAAUGGAUUCAUGGGAGCUUUCGGUGUGGUGAAGAAUGCUUCGUACGAAGAAGUAGAGGACUCGUCUAUCUUUUUGACAACGACUUGCCAGGGAGAUGAAAGGUUCCUCCAGGAGUGUCCAAGGCAGGAGUCAGAUGCGUGCCCGGGAUCAGCCGGGGUCAGGUGUAGAGUGAAGGGGGCAUGGGCUCUUUGGUUGGAAUGGAGUGCAUGCUCAGUCACGUGUGAAGACGGGAGGAGAACGAGAACUCGGACAUGUGACCACCCACCGCCCAAUCACGGAGGAGAACCGUGCCCAGGAGACGAGAUUCAAUACAAACCCUGUACAGAGAUCAUGUGUCCAGUGGAUGGUUAUUGGUUGACUUGGUCUGAUUGGUCGAAAUGCUCUGUGACGUGUGAAAAUGGAACCCAGUUCCGGACGAGGGUGUGCAACGAACCUCUUUACAACGGGAUACCAUGUGAAGGUCCGAAACAGGAAAACAGAGACUGUUAUCCUCGAGAAUGUCCAGUGGAUGGUGAAUACGAGCCUUGGAAUGAAUGGACGCCGUGUACAUCUUCGUGUGGCUACGGCACGAGGUUCAGGAACCGCACGUGUAAUCAACCCCUUCAUGGCGGUGAUGUAUGCCCGGGGGUGUCAUCAGAGACCGAAGUCUGUAACGCUUUCUCGUGUCCAGUGGACGGUUCCUGGAAGCAGUGGUCAAUGUGGGCGGACUGUACUGUCACAUGUGGCACGGGAACUUCCAACAGGUCUCGUGAGUGUGAUGACCCCCUUCACGGCGGAUCAGAUUGUCCGGGACCUGCCAACCAGACUAGGACGUGCAAUGACUUUCCUUGUCCGAUCGACGGAAUCUUUAACACUUGGGCUGAAUGGAGCGUAUGUUCUGUCACGUGUGCCAACGGGACACGUGACCGGCACAGAACCUGUUUUGGUCCUUUCCACGAGGGGGCCAACUGUACAGGCUCUGACUACGAGCAGGAGGUCUGUGUUUCCCUGAGUUGUCCAGUUGACGGUGUCUGGGAGGGAUGGUCUGGCUGGGACACGUGUAAUGUCACAUGCGGAGGGGGCGGACAAAAUCGCUAUCGGGACUGUAAGGGACCCUUCUUCAAUGGUGCUGAAUGUGAGGGUCCAACCAUGGAACAGAGGGACUGUAACAUGCACAACUGUCCCAUCGACGGAAUCUGGACUAUGUGGUCAAACUGGACUAUGUGCAGUGUAACAUGCGGGGGAGGUCUGCAGGACCGAGAACGCACCUGCGAGGGACCCUUUUACGGGGGUGCCAAUUGCACGGGUGAAGAAGCACAAGAACGAGAAUGCAACACACACAACUGUCCAGUGGAUGGUUACUGGCAGUUAUGGUCCAACUGGACCUCCUGUAACGUCAGCUGUGGAGGCGGUAUGACGUGGCGAACACGUGAGUGCGCAGAGCCGUUGUACGGCGGUGCGCCGUGUAACGGAACCAACAUGGAGGUCGGCAACUGUAACACGCAUGAAUGUCCCAUUGAUGGAAUCUGGGAGAUGUGGUCUAACUGGACCGACUGUAGUCUCACGUGCAACAAUGGAACGCAGACGCGUAACCGCACGUGUAACGGGCCUUUCCAUGGUGGCGCUGAUUGUGAGGGACCAGAUGACGAGAUGAGGCUUUGUAACUCCUUUCACUGUCCAGUGGACGGCGUGUGGGAGACGUGGUCAAAUUGGACCAAAUGUUCCCACUCCUGUGGGCGCGGCACCAAAUACCGCUACAGGGAGUGUAUCGGCCCCUUUCACAACGGAUCGGAGUGCGAGGGGACAACAGACGAAACGAUGUUCUGUAACCCCUCCAACUGUCCGGUUGAUGGUCUCUUCAACGAAUGGAACGAGUGGGGCGAUUGCUCCGAAACCUGUGGAGACGGUCUACGACUGCGCGAGCGCACGUGUGAUGGCCCAUACAAUGGCGGACUGAACUGUUCCGGAGAGUGGACCGACGUUGGGGAUUGUAACUUACGACCAUGUCCCGUUGACGGUAAUUUCACGGAAUGGAUGGAUUGGUCGGAGUGCAGCCGCACAUGCGGAGGUGGGAAUCGAACCCGAGAACGUGAUUGUGAGGGAACUAUGUACGGCGGUAAGCCUUGUGAAGGAGAGUACAACCAGACGGAAGGAUGUAACCCGCACGAAUGUCCAAUCGACGGAGUGUGGGAGUUGUGGGGCACGUGGGGCCAGUGCAGCGUCACGUGCGCCAAUGGAACACAAUGGCGAGACAGAGAGUGUGUCGGCCCCUUCUACGGUGGUGCCAACUGUACGGGGCCUACUAACGACAGUCAGGACUGCUACCCCCGACCAUGUCCAGUGGCCGGUGUGUGGGAGACUUGGGGAAGCUGGGGUAUGUGCAAUGUCACGUGUGGAGGCGGAGAACAAAUGCGGUCACGUGAUUGUCACGGACCGUUCUAUGGUGGUGAUGAUUGUCAAGGCAGCAAUGACGACUUCCAAGUCUGCAACACACAAGAGUGUCCAAUCGACUGUAUCUGGCUGGACUGGUCGAACUGGGACGACUGCAGUGUGACCUGUGGUGGGGGCAAUCACUCUCGGUACCGAGACGAAUAUGGUCCGUUCUAUGGUGGACCUAACUGUACAGGCCCGGACCAGGAGACCAAAGACUGCAACACACAUUUCUGUCCAGUGGACGGGGUGUUCACGUCCUGGACCGAUUGGUACCACUGUAACGUGACUUGUGGGGGAGGCAUCCAGUGGCGCAACCGCACGUGCGACGGACCUUACUACGGCGGGGCCGACUGUCCGAGCGACUAUGAGGAUUCAAGAGAGUGUAACAUGCACGAGUGUCCAAUCGAUGGCGUCUUCACCGAUUGGUCAGAUUGGUUCUCAUGUAACGUCACGUGCGGAGGCGGAGAACAGUGGCGUAACAGGUCAUGUGAUGGACCGUAUUACGAUGGAGCGGAUUGUGAAGGCGACAACGAGGACAACAGGGAGUGCAAUACACAUGAAUGUCCGAUUGAUGGCAUUUUCAUGUCGUGGAUGGAAUGGGGACAGUGCAACGUGACGUGCGGCGGGGGUGGACAGUACCGUCACAGAGAGUGUGACGGUCCCUACUACGGCGGUGCUAACUGUUCCGAAUCCUGGGUAGACUACCAGGACUGUAACACACACAACUGCCCUGUCGACGGUUUCUUUCUGGAAUGGACUGCUUGGGGAUCCUGUGAUGUCACGUGUGACGGAGGGUUCCAGUUACGUACACGAGAGUGUAACGACCCGCUGUAUGGCGGGGCUUCUUGUGUUGGUGACUACAACCAGACACAAGACUGCAACACACACAACUGUCCCAGCGACGGUGUAUGGAAAAGCUGGAGUACCUGGGACGAAUGUAGCGUCACCUGUGGGGGAGGACUGCAGACCCGGAACCGGACAUGUGACGGCCCAUACUACGGUGGCGCACAAUGUCCGGGAGUUGAUAAUGAGGACCAAAUAUGUUCCACAAACUUGUGUCCAAUUCCAGGAGAAUGGCUCGAAUGGUCCUAUUGGAGCAUGUGCUCCACCACGUGUGAUGGGGGUGUGAGGGAAAGAUCUCGUUUGUGUAACGAGACUUCAUACGGAAAUCUAACAGCCCCUUGUCUCAACAGUAAUCAUUCAUCGGAAGCCUGCCACACAUAUCCGUGCCGUCCAUUCGCGCGACAUUGUAGUGACCUUGCCGUCCUUGGCCUAGUCGACUCCACCUAUGUUGAAAUACGUCUGUCAGACACUGAAGUUGGAGAGGAAGAGAAGGGCUACAAAGUGUUCUGUGACAUGGAACUAGAAAACGGUGUCGGGGUCACUGUCAUAGAUCAUAGCGAGAUGGGUGUGCACUAUGUGAGCGGCUAUGAGGGCGCCGGGUCGUACAGGAUCAUUCCCCAGUACGGAGAGGAUAUGCCGUUUGCGGAGGCGGCCCUGUUGGUUGAUGCGUCAGCUAAUUGUUCCCAGUACGUGGAGUGGGAGUGUAAAGGUGCCGUCAUCCACAACCCAUACAGCUCCGAUAGUUAUACCACCUAUUUUGUCAACAGGACCAGCCGCAGCCGCGGGUCCCACGAACCCAGCUCCGCCGCAAACUACUUCCCAGGAGGAGAGGUCGGAAGCAAUGCUUGCGCGUGCGGCAUGGACCAUAGCUGCGCCGGAGGUCCAGAUGCUUUGUGUAACUGCGAUAUCAACGAUAACGUCAUCAGAAAGGAUUUUGGUAACAUAACAUACAAGCCCGAUCUCCCCCUUCGGGCAUUCUGUGCUGGUGACACAGGCAAAGAGGACGAACAAGGAAACGCUACAAUUGGCCCUCUCGUCUGUUGGGGAGAUGUGUAAGACAACGGUGUAAGAAAUCAACCACGAAUUAUCUCCCUUACCUCUCCUCCCUACCUUAUAUCAAUUUUUCUUAAAUGAAAUGAAAUUUUACGCUUUCAGGCUUGUAAGGAGUGUUGCUUUAGUUAUGUGUUUUGUGGUUGUUUGUCGCCGACACAAUUCUGGCUGCUUCAAAACAUUUUUGUGAAAUACUCACCAAUAAACACAUGCAUUUCCUUCCAGACACCACCGUUAAAUUGCACCGACUGUGAAAAGUAUUCAUUUUGGUUAUUUGGUUAAAAUGAUGUCGUCUAUCCCUAAAGAAUAUUCGAUUAAUGUGAUGGAAAGGGAGUUAUUUCAGGUGUAUCAAUUGAAGUUUUACCACAAUUAAAGCGUGCUUCUACAAUGCUUUUUACACAUAGAGAAUCAAAUUAUCUCAAAAUGAAUUACAUAAUUAAGGAUCCAGGAAUAGUAACAGUCGUGCGGUAAAUGGAACUCUAACGAGAUUCCCUCUAACUUUGUUCAUCUUUGAAGUUUUGGGCUUUCUUCACUGGUUGUAAUACACAUUCAAUUUGUCUACAGCGGGCUAGCGUUUAGUCUAGAGACAUAUGACGUGAGAUUAAGUGGCCAGCCUCUCCAAGGAUCUAGCCUUCAUAUCAAAAUACGCGGUUGAGUAUGUCAUGUAGGCUGUCGGAGGAUGUCUGUAUCUUAAAUGGUGUUAAAUAAAAUAGAAAUACGAUAAGCUAGUUAUCUAUGUUAGAACAUGCAUUAUAUUCAGACAGUUACUGGAUCGUUUUUGAGUUGCAGCAGACGCAACCUCGUUCAGUGUAAUUAUAUAUACUAUAGAUCUUAACAAGCUCCUGGUAAACUAUUCUUCGUGCAGGCGUUAUAUGAUCAUUCUUUUACGUCGAUACAAUAAGUGCGCUACUGAAAUAGCUGCGUAAAUCAUAUUAAUUAACAAUGUCAAAAGCAUAUCACGUAGAUUCGAGAUGAGGGAAAAUCGGCGAGGCGUUGUAAGUUAAUCUGAUCAUAUAAAAAGGUUUUAUACCAUCUCUUGUGUCGGUCCCAAAUACCGUCAUCUUGGCUCGGGUAAGACAAAAGUCAUAGUAGGAAUGUGAAAUGCUGUCGUAGACGGAUUCUUCGUCAACAUAUCAUCUAUUUCGUUUCAGGGUAAAUGAAUUAUUGUCGCCCUGCGGUUCUAACGAAAUAGUUUUAUUGCUAUUGGAAUGCAACCGAAUGCUAAUGAGAAACAAGCGUAUCUGUCUGAAGGUAUGACCUCCCCUCCUGAAAUUAAUCGAGUAUUCUUCCAUAAUGUGUGAUUAAAGUGAAAAAUUAACAGCAAGAUCAAAAUGUCCAUCAAAAUGAGAAUCAGAGAUAGGCGACAGUAUCUGUCUUGUUAUUCACGAUCUGGAAAUAAAAAAAAAUC